Acanthoscelides obtectus is the source of this 1712-nucleotide messenger RNA. Lineage: Eukaryota; Metazoa; Arthropoda; Insecta; Coleoptera; Chrysomelidae. The record is from the annotation of a GenBank genome assembly.
AUAACACAUAAAUUUUGGUUAUUCGCUUGGAUUUGAUUUAUGUGGCGAAUUGCCAUGUGUCCAACGUUUUAAGGCAUUUGCCACAUCGUGUGGGAGCGGUGUUACUGUGAAAUUGAAAUCGUAGAAAACAACACAAAAGUCAAAUUAGGUAUAUAAAAACGUAUUCAGAAAUUUCUCAAAAGUUGUUUAAAUUCCGGCAAUAUUUUUAUUAUCUUCCGUUUUUAUUUAAUAAUUUGGCCUAAUGACUACACCACAUAACAGCAAAGGACUAAUAUUUUCUCGCAGAAAAGACAUGACAUAAUCCUGAACAAAUAUCGACUUUCUUACCAAUCAAUAAAUACAUUCAUCCGCAAAUGAAGGUUCAAAAUGAUAUUUGUGCACAAGUAGUAUGCCAAAACUUCGAAAUCGUAAUUUAACUGGAUUACCGUCCAAUGUGUCCAAUAAAAACGUGACUGAUCACGUAAAAUGCUUAGCAAGCGGUGCCAUCAGCAGAAUUGGCAACGAUUAUCAAAAUGUUGAAAGGACACCCAGGAUAACUCCUACAUUUACCUCGGACAGCGAUGUGGAUAGUAUUUCGUUAGAAUUGAGCAAAUUGGGCGGGUUAAGUUCCUCCAGUUCACUGAGUUGGAGUGAUGAAUACGAUUCUGAUAUGUCCAAGAAAAUCCAGGAGGAGCUAGAAUUGAUGAACAGGAUGCUACAAGGCAAAGAAGAGAUUCCUGCACGUUAUGACAAAAAGGAGUUUCGCCAAUGGAUGACUACUUUUCCAAAUUUAAGCAUUUUUUAUUCUCACUUGACUCCAGUAAACUCCACCGAAAAUUUAACCAGUAGGUUGUUUGAAGAGCAAAAUGAUAAGUUUGAGGACCUGCAAGUUAUGGGCUGCAAAUCUCGUACUUACCUGAAAGGCUGUGAUAAGGUGAACUCUGCAAAGCACAUUCCCAACCAAUCUGUGAUAGAUUUGAUUGAUGUAAGAAAUAACCAAAGAAGUGCAAAUAGAAGUAGAUUAAAGGAUGAGGAAAUUAGAACUCCUAGGAGUAGGAACAGUUUUACUUUCUCAAGUAAACCAAAAUCUUUUGACAUGGAUAAAUACCUAAAGGUAUUGCCAAUAAGAAAACCAUCUUCACAGUCUUUACUGGAAAGGCUGAUGCCUAGAGAGUUAUCAGAUUCCCCACCAGAAUUCAGCAGCCUACCUUUUAUAGAGGUGAUACAUAGUCCUCUAAAGUCAUCUAGCAAAACAAGAAAGCAGAGACAUUUACAAGUAUCAGGGAGGAAUAACAGCAGGAUAGUUCUUCCACCAAUAAACAGCCAAUUUAGAUCUGUUUCUGCAGCACCAAAAAAAGCUUCCAAGACAUUGUCUGCACUGUCUAUAUCAAAUAUCACUGAAAGGAAUAAGAGAUCAAUGGAUUGCUUUCCAGAAGAUUCUAUUGGUGUUGUGAAUGAGAGCACCUUAAUUGUAAAAUAAAUGUUGUUUACAUAUACAAUGAAGUUUGAAAUAAUUGCCUUGUGGGGAGCGGCACUUUUUCCAAGUAAGGAGCAUGUAGUGCCUACAAUUUUUAUAACCAACUUUUCGAGGUAUUCAAAAUAUCGACCGCUUAUACAUUAAAAACUCGCCGCGCAUGUACGAGUCCCUUCCCACUUCAGUUGGCUCACUUCAAGAUUUGUACCAAAAUAUGCCUUUAUAAACUAAACAUGACGAAACUAUUUACUUCUAAAAC